AUGAUGGAUUUGGAGCGGCUUCUACCUCCCUACCAAAGCUCUGACCCUUCAUCGAUCCACGACAAGCUUGUGAAACUGUAUGAACCUGGCACCGGCGAGUGGGUCUUCAGAUCUUCCGAGUGGAAAGCGUGGAUGGAGGACCCACAAUACGCAUGCACGCUUUGGAAGAAAACUGUCCAGAGUUUUGAUAGGGUGUACGUGCUGCUAGAUGCAGUGGACGAAAGCAUGCCUCGGGGUAACCUCUUGAAGGUUGUGCGCGACCUGUCGACGGAUCAAAGACUCGACAACAUACAGCUUCUGGUAACAAGUCGCGAAUACAUCGACAUUGAGACUGUGAUGUCAUCAUUAUCAACCUCCCUAUAUAUGUCGACCGGUUUAGUGGAGGAAGAUGUUCACACUGUUUUGUGUAGCAAGGCGAAGGGAAUGUAUGAAGAUGCGUCUAUGCUCUGGUCGGGGGCAUAUUUACUGACCUUUCCGUCCCCUAGGUUCCGAUGGGUCGUAUGUCAAAUUGAUGCUUUGCAACGCUUGAAGCCUGAUAUCAACGUUGUCACCACAGCGCUGGCGAAUUUACCCCGUACUCUCGAUGAAACAUAUGAGCGCAUCUUCCGCCAGAUCCCUGAAGAGGCCCAAGAUACUGUUCGCUACACCUUCAUGUGGAUCCGCAGGCAUCAACUGCAGCAUACGUUUACAGGAACUCAAGAGCAAAGCAAUAUUCCGUGCUCAGUACUGCUUUGUGUCAUACAGGAGUCUCUGGGACUAAAUGGGCUCAAUGACAGUCUUGCUUAUGCUGUUGAUGAAGAACUUAUUCGUAAGUUCUGCGGAUGCCUUAUUACGAUAUCCAUGGAGGAGAGGCACAAAGUUUGUGGAAUCUUCUCCAGGAAAAAGACCACCGGUCAGACUGCUGACAGACUCGUUCGCACAUUACAUCGUGUUUGA
Podospora anserina S mat+ is the source of this 936-nucleotide messenger RNA. RefSeq lists its product as uncharacterized. The transcript has 5 exons. The coding region runs from base 1 to 936 and encodes 311 amino acids. The record is from RefSeq and is a predicted model, not a curated record. Lineage: Eukaryota; Fungi; Ascomycota; Sordariomycetes; Sordariales; Podosporaceae.